AUGCCUUCAGAUACUUCUACAAACACAACACCUGAACCUUUACAACCAAAUGAUAUACAACUCACCAAGAAUGAUAUAUCGGAAGCUGCUUUGGUCGCUCUCGAAACAAAACACGAUAAAAUAAGAUCCAUUUUAUCAAGACGACAUUAUUAUCUUCGUGAACUAUUUGUAUUACUUGGAAUGAAAGAGGAGGAUGAGGAAGAUACUCUCGGUAGUGAUGGUGCAUGGAAAGCUUUUUGGGAAAAAGUUGAUCUUCAAGAAUUGGAUGAAAAUAAACUAAAACUAUUUCUUGAACGACAUAAACUAGGUGGCAACUAUUUAUAUGCUGACGAUACAACUAUGGAAGAUUCAUCAUCUGCUGGUCAAUCCCCAGAAUCUAAAUCGAUGGAUAAGAAAUUGGCUCGACGUGUACUUCCUCCUCCUGCACGUAUGGUUACUCGUGGUGUUAGUGGUGCUGUUCGUCCAAAGAGCGUAGAUGAAAUACUCUCAAGUCUUGAUCAAAAGGAUGUGGGAGCAUUAUCAUCCAAGGAACCCAAAUCGAAUCAUCAUUCACCAACUCCACCACUACUGAAACAACGAACACAACAGAUCCAUAUUACACAAAAGAAACCUGAUUGGAAAAUUGGCCAACCUCAAAUGUACAAUGGUGUGAAAGUAGGUGAUAUAGGAGGAGAUCGAAUACAAACUCUUGAUUUAUUUGCUUGGCAAGUCAAGGCGAAAGCACAACCUCUCCACAAAGCUCUACAAACGGCGAAGAAAACGAUCACUACUCAAGAUUGGAAGCUUGCUAGGGAAGAAAUGAAAGCCAUCAAGAUUAUUCAACGAAUUGAAGACCUCAAAGCCAAAAAUAUGUGGGGUUUUCGACAAUUGAAACGUCAUCGUGCAUCACCUCGUUCAAAAACGCAUUGGGAUUCUUUAUUAGAUGAAAUGAAAUGGAUGCAAACUGACUACAAAGAAGAACGAAAAUGGAAAAAAGCUAUGGCGUUUAUGAUUUCUCGUGCUGUUAUGGAAUGGCAUUGGGUAGAGGAUAAAUCUACUGUUUGCGUAAAGUCCAAGAUACCCAGUCCUCUUGCUUCUCCUUUGCAUGGUCCCCAAGUUACAAAUAUGGAUGUUGAUGGCAAUCUAUUAGAUACAACAGAAAAAGAAGAUGAUGAUCUCAAGGCAAUGGAUAUGGAACCUGUAACGCCACUUGACCCGACAUUCGACUCUACUACUAUUUUCAAGACUCCACCGACAUCUGAGCAUCUUUCACCUAGCACUGUAGACGAUGCAAGCUCUAAAACUCCAUCAUCUCCCAGUUUGUCUGCUGCUACCAUACAGCAAUAUCGCUCUCUGAUUCGUGAUCUCAAUCCUGACAUACCUUUGAUCACUCUACCUGUACAAGAAUUUGGUGAUUUAGACGCUCAUGCCUUAUUUCCUGACUUGUUAUUAUAUGAACCACCUAAUCCAAAUUAUGAUGAUCCUUACUUUGAUGAAAUUGAAUUCAGUCGAAUUGUUCCUUUCUCUGCUCUGAUGUCUCGCAAGAUUGAACUGGUUUCAAGAUCACAUGUUACUCAAAGCAAACGUACCAUUGAUGGUGAACCUAUUGUAUCUCCUUAUGAUCCUAAGGUUAAGAAAAUAAAAACGUUACCGCAACAUAAUCGUUUCGAUACAACUCCUUUAAUCUCACCGCUUUUUGCACCGAAAAAGAUCAAGGAUACACCUGCUCUUCAACCAUCUACACCACCUGUUAGUCAUACACAUGCUCCAAAUACUUGGUCAGAAGAUGAUGAUGUCUGCUUGAUCAAGUUGAUCCUUCAAUAUUCCUUCAAUUGGGAUCUUAUUUGUGAUACUUUGAAUGCUGACCGAUUACCGAUUUCUGGAUUACGACGUACACCUUGGGAAUGUCAUGAACGUUGGAGACUCAGCAAUUUAACUUCAUUGUCUGGACAAAUCAAUUCGAUCUAUGUACCGAAAAUGAAAAAGGAAUUCACCAGAAGACCAGCUUUGGUACGACUUGAUUCCACCAGUAAACGACAUCGACAAUAUAACAUUUUUGAAGCUAUCAAGAGGACACAAAAGAAACGAGAAGAAGCACAGAAACCAACCAAUACCACUGUACCACCUAGAAGCACGGUUGAAACUCACGGAUUUAGCUCUAGUGGUCAACGUUUACCAACUGCGAUGGAUCUGACAAUGUUGAAAUUCCAAAGGGAUAGGCAGAUGGCUCAAGCAUUGAUGGAGCAACGUCAACUUUCAGCAAGUUAUGGUCUUCCUGUACAUUCUGCAAAUGCUAUUCCUCCAGCAGCAGCAGCACAGGCUCAAGCUCAGGCAGCAGCAGCACAAGCUCAAGCUCAAGCUCAACAAGCUCAAUCUCAAGUAUCUUCGCCAGCAGUACAUGCUAUACAAAAUCGACAACCAAUGGUAUCAUCACCUGUGUCUGGAGUGCCUCAACAAUCCAUUCCAGCGAUGCAGAACAACAUCAAUGCGGCAAUGAAUCGGUAUCCUCCUGCUCAGCUACAAUUACUUCGUCAACAACAAAUGGUAUUGAUGGCAGCAGCACAAGCACAAGCGCAACAGCAAUUACAAUCUCAACAAGCAGCCGCGGCAGCAGCAGGACAACAAGGACAAUCAUUACCCAGUGGAUCAACACCUAUACAACGGACGGCCACACCUCCCAUUGGAGUUCAACCUCAAGUACAUACACCAGCUCCAAGUGCAGAAACUGUGGCUCAACAGGUAUCUCAAAUGACUUCCCCUGUAGUGAAUCAACAAACAGCUAGUCCAAGGGUACCAGCACCAAAUGAACAACAACAAGUACAACAACCGAUGACGGCUCAACAAUUACAGAAUACAUCCUUAGCUUUGAUGGCUGCUCAACUGAUGGGAUUACCUUUGGCGCAAAUGAAUCCUCAACAACAACUUCAAUUACAGCGGUAUAUUGCUCAGCUUCAACUAAGAAGUUCGAUGGCGCAACAAAUGCAAAAUGUGAAUGCUGGAUCCCCAUUAGCAGGUAGUCCCACUAUGCCAACAACAAGUACAUCUACACCAUCUCCACAACAACAACAACAGCAACAAAUACCAGCAAAUCAGGCUGCAGCUCUUCAACAACAACAAUUACAAAGACUCCAACAGAUGGCACAAAUUCAACAAGUAUUACAACAACAGCAAGCUUUACAACAGAUGCAACAGAUGCAACAAUUACAACAACAACAAUUACAGCAACAACGACAACAAUCAUCCCCUGUUCCUCCUCAACAUUCACUUCCUCAAUCAUCAUCACCACAACAACUUCCUCAAGCUUCAGUGUUACCUCAGCAACAAAUGACACAAGCAUCGUCAUCACCUAUCCCACCUCAACAACAAUCAUCGCCAGUCCCACAGCAACAACAACAUCAGCCGCAACAACCGUCAUUACCAAAUCAAACCCCUAGUCAAUGA
Molecule: messenger RNA, 3420 nt
Organism: Halteromyces radiatus
Lineage: Eukaryota; Fungi; Mucoromycota; Mucoromycetes; Mucorales; Cunninghamellaceae
Exons: 14
Coding region: 1-3420 (1139 amino acids)
Source: RefSeq, a predicted model, not a curated record